Molecule: messenger RNA, 3415 nt
Organism: Ipomoea nil (Japanese morning glory)
Lineage: Eukaryota; Viridiplantae; Streptophyta; Magnoliopsida; Solanales; Convolvulaceae
Product: glutamate receptor 3.4-like
Exons: 7
Coding region: 253-3054 (933 amino acids)
Cellular component (GO): plasma membrane
Molecular function (GO): glutamate-gated receptor activity
Source: RefSeq, a predicted model, not a curated record
AUAGAAAACUGCCCUAUUCAUAACAUGUGAAAGUCAUGAAAACUCUCUCUUCAUUCAAGAUUCUUUGGGUGGGCUCAGCUAGUGUUGAAAUUUUAAACUUGAAUUUCAGCUUUAAGCUUUUAUCUUCUUCAUCUGUUUGUUAGGUGGAGCUUGUUUUCUUGCAGACAUGGUGAUGGGCUUGAUUUCUUGAAGAUAUGGUGAUGUGGAUUUCUCCUCAAAAAGGCCAGUAGUUGGCUGCUAGCUAGUAGAGAGAUGGGGGUCCAUGUAUGGCUGAGGAGAGCCUUUCUGUUGGCCAUUUCUUGCAUAUGGGUGCCUCUGGCAGUCCUUGGAGGGAAUGAAAACGACACUGUUCCUUCGUCUUCUAGGCCGAAGGAGGUGAACGUUGGGGUUAUGUUCACAGUCCAUUCGGUUAUUGGCGAGUCUGUGAAGCCUGCCCUGGAAGCUGCAGUGGAUGAUGUCAAUUCUGAUUCGACCAUUCUCAAUGGCACUAAGCUGAACGUCAUAAUGCAUGAUACUAAUUGCAGUGGAUUCAUUGGAAUGAUUGAUGCUCUGCAGGUGAUGGAAAGCAACAUAGUUGCUGCAAUUGGGCCGCAAUCCUCAGGAAUAGCGCAUGUAAUAUCGCAUAUAGUGAAUGAGCUUCAAGUCCCGCUUUUAUCAUUUGGGGCAACAGACCCGAGCCUCAAUUCUCUGCAGAACCCUUUCUUUCUGCGCACUGUCACGAAUGAUCGCUUCCAAAUGCUGGCUGUGGCUGAUCUCAUAGGUUACUUUGGAUGGAAGGAGGUGAUUGCCAUAUUUGUUGAUGAUGAUAACGGAAGAAAUGGGAUAUCUGUUCUGGGUGAUGCUCUUGCUGCGAAACGUGCCAAGAUUUCUUACAAGGCAGCCUUAGCCCCCGGAGCCACCAGAGAAGAUAUCAAUACCUUGUUGUUCAAUGUGAACAUGAUGGAAUCGCGAGUUUAUGUGGUGCAUGUAAAUCCCGAUUCUGGGCUAAAUCUUUUCUCGGAAGCAAAGAGUCUGAAUAUGAUAUCAAGUGGCUAUGUCUGGAUUGCUACAGAUUGGCUUCCUUCUGUUUUAGACUCUUCACAAACAGUCAAUCUCGAGACAAUGGAUCUCCUCCGCGGGGUAGUUGCUCUUCGCCAUCACACGCCUGAUUCGGAUCAGAAGAAAAAGUUUGCAUCGCGAUGGAGAAGUUUCAGUGAGAAAGAAGCCUCGGGGUUUAAUUCGUUUGCUCUCUAUGCUUAUGACUCAGUGUGGCUACUUGCAAGAGCUCUUGAUGUUUUCUUCAGUGAAGGUGGAAGUGUGACCUUUUCGAGUGACCCCAGAUUGAGUAAUACCAAAGGCAGUGCCCUCCACUUGACAUCUCUCAACAUCUUUGAUCAAGGCCAGAAGUUGCUUGACAUCCUUACCAGAGUGAACUUCACAGGUCUUACUGGUCAGGUUCAGUUUGAUGCAGAGAAGAACCUGAUUCAUCCUGCAUUCGAUAUCCUCAACAUUGCUGGGAAUGGAUCGCGCAUGCUAGGCUACUGGUCGAACUAUACUGGCCUCUCGGUAGUUGCUCCAGAGAUUCUAUACGCGAAACCUCCAAACACUUCAACCAGCAAUCAGCAUCUGGACAGUCCUACAUGGCCUGGGAAAACUACAGCACUGCCUCGAGGGUGGGUAUUCCCUGACAACGGGAAUCCAUUGCAUAUCGCAGUGCCAUUUCGCGUCACAUUUCAAGAGUUUGUAAGUAAAGAUGAUGGACCUUUAGGGGUGAAGGGAUACUGCAUUGACAUAUUUGAAGCUGCUAUAGAGUUGCUGCCUUACCCUGUUCCUCAUGUCUAUGUUCUGUAUGGAGAUGGCAAAAGGAACCCCUACUUCAACAACCUUGUGAACGACGUUGCACAAAAUAAAUAUGAUGCAGGUGUUGGGGAUAUUACCAUAACUAUGAACCGGACUAGGAUUGUGGACUUCACGCAACCUUUUAUGGAAUCUGGACUAGUUGUAGUUGUGCUUGUCAAAGAGAGUAAAUCCAGUCCGUGGGCAUUCCUCCAGCCAUUUACAGUGGAAAUGUGGUGUGUCACCGGCCUUUUCUUUUUCUUCGUUGGAGCUGUUGUUUGGAUUCUUGAGCAUCGGAUCAACCAUGAGUUUCGUGGUCCACCUAGCCAGCAAAUUGUUACAGUCUUCUGGUUUAGUUUGUCAACAAUGUUCUUCUCACACAGGGAGAACACGGUGGGCACUCUAGGACGUUUGGUGCUGAUUCUGUGGCUCUUUGUGGUUUUAAUCAUAAACUCGAGUUAUACAGCUAGCUUGACAUCGAUCCUCACAGUGCAGCAACUCGCAACAGGGAUUCAAGGGAUUGACAGUUUGAUAUCGAGCUCUGAUCCCAUAGGAAUCCAGGAUGGAUCUUUUGCAUACAGAUAUCUCAUUGAAGAGAUGAAUGUUGCAGAGUCCCGGCUGCGCAUACUGAAAACUCAAGACGAGUAUAUCCAAGCCCUCAACAGAGGUCCACGAGGGGGCGGGGUUGCUGCCAUAGUUGAUGAGCUACCUUACAUUGAGGUUUUCUUGUCCAGCACCAACUGCAAUUACAGGAUUGUUGGGCAGGAGUUCACCAAGAGUGGAUGGGGCUUUGCAUUUCAAAGAGACUCCCCUCUGGCUGUAGAUAUGUCAACUGCAAUCCUGCAACUCUCUGAGAAAAGAGAACUCCAAAAAAUCCACGACAAAUGGCUCCCCAGAGAUGAUUGCGCGAUCCAAGACAACCAAAUUGAUGACAACCGGCUUUCCCUCAAGAGUUUCUGGGGCCUGUUUCUGAUCUGCGGUGUGGCUUGCUUCAUUGCUCUUCUGUUGUUUUCCUGCAGGGUGUGCUGGCAGUAUCGCAGGUAUACACCCGAGGCUAGGGAACAGGAGAUCCCUGCUACGCCUGAGCCCGGGCCAUCCGACAGCUGCAGCCUUCAAGGCCUGAUCAAAUUUGUUGAUCAAAAAGAAGCUGAAAUUAAAGAAAUCCUGAAAAAGAAGGCCACUAGUGAAAACAAGCCACAACUUACUCAAAGCUCAGAUGUGCAGGAAAGUGCACCCUGAGAAUGACAUUCAGCAGGCUUUGUCACACUUGUUUUUGUACAUGAUCCAUACAAUUCCUUGCACUCAUCUAAUCACUGCCCCAUGUCACAUCAGAUUUGUUCUGUAGGGAUAGCAGAAUGUGUUUACACCUUUGUAGGAAAAUAUAGAUGAAACUGGCAAAAAGAUUUGUAAUUUUGGUUGGCAAGGUGCACAAGAUUCCUGCAUCAGACAAGUCAAAACUGGGAAGAACUGCCUUGAUGUUUCACAGGGAAUGGUUUCUGUUUCUUCUUGGGAAGAGAAUGAUUUGUACAUUGUAGAUUCAAUCAAACAUGAAUGUUCAACAACAAAAUGAAAUCAUGAAUAAGAGUCAUUAAGUUGUCAA